Lampris incognitus (smalleye Pacific opah) is the source of this 3820-nucleotide messenger RNA. Its product is annotated as erythroferrone. NCBI's taxonomy places the organism in Eukaryota, Metazoa, Chordata, Actinopteri, Lampriformes, Lampridae. Gene Ontology annotation, molecular function: hormone activity. The coding region runs from base 699 to 1589 and encodes 296 amino acids. The transcript has 8 exons. The record is from RefSeq and is a predicted model, not a curated record.
AAGAAGACAGGGGAACAAAGGAGGAUUAAAGGGGAGAAAAAACGAAGGACAAGACGAAAAAAGGAGAAAGAAAAGAGAAGUACAGAGAAGAGGAUCAGCAGGAGAGUCUGGGGUGUCCCUCCUCAGAUCGACGUGAACAGCAAGAGUUCUGUGUGGAGGAGAAACGACAUCAGACAGAGGAGCAACGUCUGUGUGCUCACACACACACACACGCACGCACACACACACACACACACACACACACACACACACACACACACACACACACACAGAUAGACAGAGGAGUGGAAAAAGUGAGUGAGGGAGGAGAGAGAGCGGGACCUGGAGGGGAAGGAGGGCAUGAGGGAUAAAACAAACACAUACCACCCACAGUGCUGCUUCACGCACACACACAUGCACACACACCGUCUGAGCCACACACAGAGUAUUUACGCCUGUCAGACACACACACUCUGUGGCAGCAGUGAACUCUGCAGCUGAACUUUAAAAAGCCAACACCACAGAGUUCACUUCAGAACCAGACGGCUCGAGAGAGACCGCAGAGUCCUGGUAUCACUGUAGGACUGCUAACAGGGAGAGAAGAGGAGGAUUGUGGAAAACCUGAGGAGAAACGGUGGGUCCAUCAGUCCUGCACAAGGCGAUGGGAACCUCUGGUCAGUAGUAAGACAGACCGCUGGACUGCAUCCUGAACAAGCGUCAUGCGGGCCAGCCGAGCUCGGGCCAGAACUGUGGCGGGCGGGGCGAGCGGGCGCCUCCUCCUCCCUCUCCUCCUGCUGGUGGUGGGAGCAUCGGCUGCAGACAGCGAAGAGAGCCAGGAGAUCCUGUGGGAGUUUAACAUGGCCAGCACCGAGAUGCCCGAAACCGUCUCCUCAGAGCUACCCCGCGUCUCUCCUCAAAGCUCCUGGUUCAUCUUCAGACGAAACUCCAACAAAGGAGACAACAGGAGGAGCAAGUCCUCCAAGAGAGGCUCCAAGCAUGGACUGCCAGGUCCUCCAGGUCCUCCUGGCCCUCAGGGCCCCCCGGGGCCUCCUGCCCCCCUGCUGCCCGGACAGGAGGAGCUCCUACAGGAACUCAAUCUGAAGGUGAAAGACAUGGUGGGCGGAGCCUGUGAGCGGUGUGACCACGCCCCCCAUGUGCUCACGGCCUUCCACAGCCGACUACAGCAAUCGAUUAACGUCCCCCGCCGUAGUCUGCAGGAGAUCAUGCCCUUCACAGAGCCCUCAGACUCUGAGCAAAGCCUGCAGAGGGGCCAGAGCUUCAAUGCCAGCAGUGGCCGCUACGUCGCCCCCGUCUCCGGCUUCUACCAACUCACCGCCAACCUCCUGAUCGAGCCCAGUGAGAGAGCCCAGGCCAGACUGAGGGACAGUGUCAGAGCUUCAAUCUGCAUUGAGUCUCUGUGUCAAGGCAACAUAUCUGUAGAGUCGGUGAGGGGGGUGGGGACUGGAGGUGGAGUGUUCAGCAUCCUUCUGACAGGAACUCUCUACCUACAGGUGGGCGAGUACAUCUCCGUGUUUGUGGACAACGCCACUGGAUCCACUGUCGCGGUUCUCCCACAAUCCCUCUUCUCUGGAAUACUGCUGGGGGUGUGAGGGAGGCUCACACACACACACACACACACACACACACACACACACGCACACACACGCACACGCACACACUAAAACAAUACAAAACACAAAGGAUUUAUUGAGUUCCAUUGAUAAGAAGUAUGUCAGUGAGCUCCUUCCUUCCACACCUCCACAUGUGACAGAUGUUCCACAUGUGACAGAUGAUCCACAUGUGACAGAUAUUCCACAUGUGACAGAUGAUCCACAUGUGACAGAUGUUCCACAUGUGACAGAUUUUCCACAUGUGACAGAUGAUCCACAAGUGACAGAUGAUCCACAUGUGCAGAUGUUCCACAUGUGACAGAUGAUCCACAAGUGCAGAUGUUCCACAUGUGACAGAUGAUCCACAUGUGACAGAUGAUCCACAUUUAACAGAUGAUCCACAAGUGACAGAUGAUCCACAAGUGACAGAUGUUCCACAUGUGACAGAUGAUCCACAAGUCACAGAUGUUCCACAAGUGACAGAUGAUCCACAUGUGACAGAUGUUCCACAUGUGACAGAUGUUCCAGAAGUGACAGAUGUUCCACAUGUGACAGAUGAGCCACGUGACAGAAUGUUCCACAAGUGAAGAUGCUCCACGUGUUCCACAUGUGACAGAUGAUCCACAUGUGACAGAUGAUCCACAUGUGACAGGUGUUCCACAUGCGACAGGUGUUCCACAUGCGACAGAUGUUCCACAUGUGACAGAUGAUCCACAUGUGACAGAUGAUCCACAUGUGACAGGUGUUCCGCAUGCGACAGAUGUUCCACAAGUGAAAAUGCUCCACGUGUGACAGAUGUUCCACAUGUGACAGAUGUUCCAUGUGAAGAUGUUCCAGGCCACUGACUGAGCCACGCCCAGCCUCGCACCUGCCAAACUUCUAUAGGCUGUGAGCUGAUGACAUCAUCAAAAGAAGACAAGUUCACAUUCUGUCUUCAAUGGGACAGAAACACAGCGUGUCAGAGAUGGGAGACUGAGCGUGCAGCAGAUUGGUGUCUGAAUGAACCAUGAUGAGCCUUCUGAUGGUCUGAAUGAACCACGAUGAGCCUUCUGAUGGUCUGAAUGAACCACGAUGAGCCUUCUGAUGGUCUGAAUGAACCACGAUGAGCCUUCUGAUGGUCUGAAUGAACCACGAUGAGCCGUCUGAUGGUCUGAAUGAACCACGAUGAGCCUUCUGAUGGUCUGAAUUAACCACGAUGAGCCUUCUGAUGGUCUGAAUGAAUCACGAUGAGCCUUCUGAUGGUCUGAAUGAACCACGAUGAGCCUUCUGAUGGUCUGAAUGAACCACGAUGAGCCUUCUGAUGGUCUGAAUGAACCACGAUAAGCCUUCUGAUGGUCUGAAUGAACCACAAUGAGCCUUCUGAUGGUCUGAAUGAACCACGAUGAGCCUUCUGAUGGUCUGAAUGAACCACGAUGAGCCGUCUGAUGGUCUGAAUGAACCACGAUGAGCCUUCUGAUGGUCUGAAUGAACCACGAUGAGCCUUCUGAUGGUCUGAAUGAAUCACGAUGAGCCUUCUGAUGGUCUGAAUGAACCACGAUGAGCCUUCUGAUGGUCUGAAUGAACCACGAGGAGCCUUCUGAUGGUCUGAAUGAACCACGAUGAGCCUUCUGAUGGUCUGAAUGAACCACGAUGAGCCUUCUGAUGGUCUGAAUGAACCACGAUGAGCCUUCUGAUGGUCCUAACUGGUUUUAUUUGCUGGGCCGUCAGACAACGCACCACCAGGCCAAACUUAAACACCAUUCUAAUUACACAUGUAGAUGUUUGCAGCAGUUGUCAUGUUUGCUGUUGGGACAGAUCCCUCCUGUGCACCUCCACAAGAGGAACAACAUGUAAUAGCAAAUGUUAAAAUGGUUUGAAAAGCAGAACCUCCAGAGGCUCUUUGUAGAACACAAACGUCCUGGUCAGUCUGCUCCUUCUGUGACGGAACUUCUCUCUGACUUCCACCACUCGGCCAGGCUCAGACAGGGAGCACACGGACACGCUGUCCUGUCCGCAGACAGUCACAGGUCCGAUCUCCUCCAGGGCACCGGUCAGCAGCCACACGCUGCCGUAGUGGCUUUAAGCCAGGCACACGCUCCUGUCUGCCCAGGGAAAUGUCCAGGAUAUACAUUUCAGUGUCAUGUGUACAGCUCGACCGUUUCUCUUCUCAGUCUGUUAUGAGAUUAAUAUUUAUUCUCUUCUGGAUGUGAUGACAAAGUUGUGAAUAAUUUUACUUGUAAUAAAACAUUUUU